Molecule: messenger RNA, 3934 nt
Organism: Schistocerca nitens (vagrant locust)
Lineage: Eukaryota; Metazoa; Arthropoda; Insecta; Orthoptera; Acrididae
Gene: Rsod
Exons: 19
Coding region: 108-3488 (1126 amino acids)
Biological process (GO): superoxide metabolic process
Molecular function (GO): metal ion binding
Source: RefSeq, a predicted model, not a curated record
UAGAUACUGUAUGUCUGCUGCGACCUUUCUGUGACGUUAGGAAGUUCCGUUGCAACAGCUGAUCGAGAGGUUUUUGGCUGCGUUUAAUAACGGGACAGCGUGUUGUAAUGGUGGAGUGGGGUAUCUAUUGUUUUACUUUUUUCACAAUUUUAGAAUGCUGUGGUGGUCUAGAACUGACUGCCUACAUAUCACAAGGUGGACUACACGGCCACAUAACUUUUCGGAGGAAUCAUGCAGACAACAGAAAAAUUCAUGUCCACACAUCACUCCAGACUGUCAACGAAGUUUCCAAAUGGUCUUGGAGAAUACAUAAAUUUCCAGUUUAUUAUAGUACACUACAGGAUCGGUGCAAUGAUGAGAAACUUGGGCCAGUGUUGUUGAAUCUAGAUGACACUGUUGGACUUCUUGAAUUUCCUGUGAAAAACACCAGUGAUUUACUGAUACCCACAGAUUUGAUAUCAUUAACUGGUGAAAAAGGCUUAUGGGGCCGAUCUCUGUUGAUCUUUGAAGAAGGCUAUAGAAUCCAUGCUGCUUGUGGUACAAUUAGUGUUUCAGAUCAAACAGAUGAAAAACUGGCUGAAGCAAAAUUCUAUUCUCCAGUUGCUGGGUCUGUUUUCAUGCGAUGGAUUGGAAGCCUACAUUCUGAUUCCAUAGAUGCACUCAUUCACACCAAUCUUUACUGGGUAACUAAAGAGAAAGGAAGUCCAGAAAAAGAUACAAAACACCACUGGAAGAUCUAUGCAACAGAUAUUUUAGAUGCAGAAGCAGGAAAGACAAGAAGCAACUGCAACUUUCUUCAGUUCGUGUUUAAUCCUGCAUCUGCAAAAGAAGGACAAACUGUUGGUGACAUUGAUAAACGGUUGGGUAAAGUGCAGAUUUCAGGCAGUCCAGACUCCAAUGUUAUAAACACCUACCAUGACUCAGAGUUAACAUCUGUACCAUUUGACUUAACAACAGGGCAACGGAGCCUGUACAUUGUAAUAUUUGACUCAAAACACCCAGACAGUUUUUUAGCAUGUGCAAGAAUUAGGCAAAUAACUCCUUACACACAGAAGGUCAUCAUGCAGUCUGAAGGAGUAUCUGGAGAAGUGACAUUCAGCCAGCACUCACCAUUUGACCCGACAUGGCUACAUUUUAAUUUAUCAUCAUACAAUGAUAAAUUUCUUGGGAGGCCUUUCCAUUUGACGAAGUACAGGAUACAUGAACUGCCACCUCCAUCCUUUUUUGCUGAAAAAAGUGGCAAUAGAUGUUUUCAAACAGGCAAUGUGUACAAUCCGACUGAUAUCAAUCCAGAUGAUGGUUCUGCAAGCCAAGAUACAUAUGGUGUUGGAGAUCUUAGUGGAAAACAUAAUAUGUGGCGUGAAGAACAAACCUUUUCUGAUUUGAAUGGCAGGUACUGGGAUAUUUAUCUACCACUUCAAGGUCCAUACAGUGUUGCCCACAGAUCCUUAGUGCUUUACAAGGACACUAAAAAUGAGAGCAGUCCUAAUGAAAUAAUUUCGUUGCCAUGGAUAUGUGGGACACUCUCCCAUUACCAGGAGGGAAAGAACAAAUGGAAAGAGCCAAUGUUUACUGCUGCAGUUAUCUACAGGUAUCCAAUUGUAGGUCGUAUUGUCUUCCGUCAGCCAAAAGACAAACCUUGGGCUGAUACUACAGUGAUAGUGGAAUAUUUAAUACAUGCAGAUGGAACAUCACAAAAUAAUACUGAGGAACAUCGCUGGAUGGUGCAUGAUUUGCCACCUGGAAAAGAUUUCUAUAACUGGACUGGUCGCUGCUUGAGUGCUGGUCACGUAUACAAUCCAUUUGAGGUGAAUCUUCAAUCAAAAAAUUCUGAAUCACCAUGCACAUUAGAGAAAUCUGGCUAUUGUCGAGUAGGUGAACUAUCAAUACGUCAUGGCACACUAAGCAUUGCUGGACGCAAAUCUGAAAGUAAUAAAUUAACACGCCGUCUGUAUACUGACACUCAUCUUCCUCUUUCCGGACCUGGAAGUAUACUUGGAAGGUCUCUAGUAAUUUAUGAUGACCAUGGGCCAAAAGCUAGAGGAGAACGGCUUGCAUGUUCACCGAUAACAGCAGUUUACAGGCGCAAAGCUGUUGUGAAAGAUUGGUUUGGCAAUGGUUUGUUGCCAUCUAUAAAAGGAAAACUAGAAUACUUCCAGCAAACUGAGUAUGAUAUCACCGACAUUGAGGCAAAUAUUGAAGGACUUGAAGACACAAAUGGUUUUCAUAUUCAUGUUGUACCUGUUGAUCCAAGUCUAGAAUUUCCAUGUGAAGCUUCAUCUUUGUAUGAUUACUAUAAUCCAUACAAUGUAAGUCUUCAUCUCUCUCCUGCACCUGCAACUGGAACAACAGACCAGUACCAGAUGGGAGAUUUAAGUGGAAAAUUUGGAACACUGGAUGGAUUAACAAGUCUCAACUCAGCGUUCAAUGACACACAUCUCCCACUCUUUGGUCCAUACAGUAUCAUAGGAAGAUCAGUAGUUAUCAAUAAAAAGAACAAAAACCACAGGUGGGCAUGUUCAUCAAUUGAACGUGGCUAUUCCCCUUCAGAAGCUCGAGAACUAAGAGCCAUUGCAUCAUUUCACCAUCCCUUGGGAUUUGCAUAUGGUUAUAUCAGAAUGACCCAACUGAUAUAUAAUGAUGGCAGCAAAAGUGACACAGUGAUCGAGGUGAAUCUAAGACAUCCUGGAAAAAAUGAUAGGAAUGUUACAAGGAAUCACAACUGGGCAAUAUAUGUAAACCCUGUGGGUGUGGAUGCUUCGGUUAAAGUUCUUAACACUAGAUGUGUAGCGGGAGGAUAUAUGUGGAAUCCAUAUUAUACCCAGCUUGCCGAUCCUUUGAAUGAAGAGCUGUACCGUCAAGAGUGUGGACCUGACAACCCAUUACGUUGCUAUGUAGGUGAUAUUUCAGGACGCUUGGGUACAAUAGAUUUAGGCGAUAAAAGAAAAGUUUUUUCUGAUGUCAACUUUCCACUAGAAGGUGAUGUAUCAGCCAUAGGAAGAUCAAUUGUAAUUAUGAACAAGGAUCGUGGCUCAGAGAGAUUUGCAUGUGCAAAUAUAGAACCAGAUAAGGACAUCAUAAAAUAUGCCAACAUACAAAAACCACCAAAAUUUGUUUUGGCACAGUUCAUUGAGGAUGUUCGAGAAGUAAUGGGAGUUCCAGAAUGGAUGUUAAAUGUAGAUAGUCGUAGGACUAAAAUACUGCACUCGGGUGCAUGCAUUCAGUUUCUACUUCACUUUAAAGGUCCUAUUGCAAAUCAAUUAGAGCAGGAUUUCAGCAGGCUUUUGGGCACUGGAAGACUCGCUGCACCUAGUCUUUACAUUCCUGGUUAUGUACCAAGUUCGAAAAGGAAAACACAGCUAUCAUACCGCCAAUGUGGAGCAAGUGAUCCAUUAGAUAAAACAAGAUCAAAGAGCAGUGGAGUGACACACAAGGAUACAAUUUGUAUUACUUUUCUUCUUUUAUUUGUAUCAUUCAGUUUAUUUUAGCGUAUCAAUCAGAUUGUUUUUAUUGGCUGUUUAUAUCUGAAAUUACUGUAUAUUAAUAUUUUAGUAACUGCUGGUUAAAGGAAGACGAAAGCAAAUAGAACUAAGAGAAUGAAGUGCUGUAAAAGAUAAAAGUAUGUACAGUUCCCUUAUCAACUGUUUACGUAUAAACAGGCUGUAAUUACUUUGGCUAUAUGUGCCAAGUGCAAAAUCAUCACACUACUUAAUGCCUUUAUUGUAUACAAUUAACUUAUAAAUUGCAGAAGAGAUGUGGAAAUUUAGUAAAUGUUGCACAUACCUAUUGUAUAUCUGUUUUCUUAUAGUGCCAACCAAAUAAGAACUUCAAAACAUCACUUCAUUAUUUAUUUUAAAAUACAAUAAUAUUAGUGAAAAGCUCUGUAUAAAAAUUUGUAAAAAACCAGAUCUGUACUUACCUUGAAAUUGUAACU